CUGUACCGGCCGCGGACGCCGAGCGGAGCCGCUGUCAUGGGCCUGGGCAACAGCGCCGAAGAGACCGUGGGCGGUACCGAGGGGUACCACCUGUUCCAAGUGCAGGAGAACUCGCCAGCCCAGAAGGCGGGCCUGGAGGCCUACUUUGACUUCAUCCUCACCAUUGGGCAUGCGAGGCUGAAUGAGGAUAAUGACACACUGAUGGCGCUGCUGAAGGCCAAUGUGGAGAAGCCCGUGAAGCUAGAGGUGUUCAGUAUGAAGACCAUGAGGGUGCGCGAGGUGGAGGUGGUGCCCAGCAACAUGUGGGGCGGCCGGGGCCUGCUGGGCGCCAGUGUGCGCUUCUGCAGCUUCAGCAGGGCCCACGAGUACGUGUGGCACGUGCUGAAUGUGGAACCAUCUUCACCUGCUGCCCUUGCAGGCCUGCAGCCCUACACAGACUAUGUGAUUGGUGCAGACCAGCUCCUCCAGGAGUCUGAAGACUUUUUUACGCUCAUCGAGUCCCAUGAAGGGAGGCCCUUGAAGCUGAUGAUUUAUAAUACUGAGACUGACUCCUGCCGGGAGGUGACUCUAACUCCCAAUGCAGCCUGGGGUGGAGACGGCAGUCUGGGGUGUGGCAUCGGCUACGGGUAUCUACACCGGAUCCCAACUCGGCCCCCCAGCUACCACAAGAAGCCGCCUACUGCACCACCAUCUGAUGCCCCACCACCUGGUGCCCUGCCGCCUGGACCCAUCCCACUGGACUCUUCUGCCCUGGAGAUAGGUUCCAGGCAGAAUGAAUAUGUGGAGGCCCUAUUGCAGGCCCCUGGCUCCUCCAUGAAGGGCCCACUUCCUGGGCCUGGGGAUCUCAGCCAUGGUGCUCCAGACCUUGGGGGACUUCCACGUUCCUUGGAGACUCCUCUUCACCCUCCACCUCCAGUGCAGCGAGUCAUGGACCCAGGCUUCCUGGACGUGUCAGGUAUUUCACUCUUGGACAGCAGCAAUGCCAGUGUGUGGCCCAGCCCGCCCUCUUCCACAGUGCUGACUUCCACAGCUGUCUCAGCCUCAGCGCCAGAGGAUGUCUGCUCUAGCAACAGUUCUCAUGAGCGGGGCGGUGAGACCACAUGGUCUGGGUCAGAGUUUGAGGUCUCCUUCCUGGACAGCCCAGGUGCCCAAGCCCAGCUGGACCACCUGCCUCAGCUGACCCUUCCGGACAGUCUCACCUCUGCAGCCUCACCAGAAGAUGGGCUAUCUGCUGAGCUGCUUGAAGCCCAGGCUGAGGAGGAGCCGGCAAGCACAGAGAGCUCAGAUUUCGGGGUGGAGGCUGAGGGGCGGGCCAGACAGGCCCAAGUCUCUACCUCAGAAUAAUACCCUGGGCUGUGACAGGGCUCUUAAUGACAUUUCAUGAGGCCCAGAUGUGGGCAGGCAGCCCAGCUCCUGUGUGAUCCCAGCUCUGUAUGUUCAGCUUCCUAGGCAGCAGCUCUAGGUGACGUGCAGGGACUUCUGCUGGCAGGGGGCUUGUGUCUGCUCAGGCCCUACUUCUGGUUUCCAGAUGACCUCCCAGCAUUUAUCCUGACUGAUGGUCUUGGUUUUGGGGGUUUCAAACAAGUCCUUCAGGGGUGAUAGAGGGCUGGGACUAGCACCCCGGACUGAAUAUGUUUUAUAGGAGAUAGGGGAAGGAUUCGCUGCGUAGGUGGGUCAUGAAGCCUUAGUGUGUAGUCAAGAGGAGGCCAUGGGCCUUGGGGGAGGAUAUCUUACGGUCAUGCACCCUCAGGUCCAGUGCUUGUUCCUGCUCUGGUCACUGGGGCUGCCCAGGAGGCAGCAGAGUCAGGUCAUAAUCUAGCAUGUAGAGGGGGUGAGGAAGGAAAAGCGUUGGUGUUGAGUGUUGGCCUGAUUGCUUUGAUCAUUCCUGCAUAGCUCAGCCAGCCCUGGCUGUACUGGCAGAGGCCCCCAAACACCAGUCACUGACUCUGUCAAGUGCCCUCAUCCCUAUGCUACACUGCCACAGUUGGCUCAGGUUAGCCAACAUGCCAGUCAUGGUUGGAGAAGAGAGGCAAUGUACUUGCCCACCUCUCCUGGAGGGAGGGGGGUUGGAAGUUCUAGGCCCUUUAGCAGAGACCCACUUGUGCCAGAGACCACGAUGUUUCUUCUUCCCCAGGGCCUACAUGCCACAGAGCUAGUAUCCCCAGUGGCGACACCUGUUAGCUCCCAAACUUAAACUACUAUGUCUUCUAAGUAUACAAGGCAUCCAGAUAGCCCCAAUAGUGAAUUAAGGUUGCAAAUUAAAGUUCACCAUCCUAAGCAGACUCUCAAAGCCAACUAGGUCUCUUCACAUACAGCCCCCAACCCAAGGAGGAAUUAGGGGCAUAGACAAGAGUGGGUAAGGGCCCUUCUGUUCUUUCCUAUAGAAUGGGAGGAAGCUGUUCUGCCCACCCCCAGGUGCCUUUGGAGGCUAAGGCUAGGGACUCUGCUCAGUUCCUGCAGAGGAGUGCUCCAUCUAGGGACGGCCCCUUAUCAACUGCAGUCCCUACUGCUUUGACUGCAUCCUCACCGUCUCACACUCCUUGCUAAUUACUGUGAAAGCUGCCUCUGGCCUUGUCUUCUAGCUUCUUCCCAGUUUAAAGUCCUACUUUUAUAGCAUGAUUUGUAAUGUUGGCGUAUGUAUAGGGAACUCACAAGCUCUGGUAGGUCUGCAGGACAAGGGCUGUCUGUUCCGGGGUGAGUGGGCACAGACCAACUGUAUGGAGAGAGGGCCCCAAACCAACAAACACUAAGUCUUAGGCACUGUGUGACUACAUUUAAAGCAAACCCUUGUCAAGCCUACCAGAGCAGCCAAUAGUGUGCAGACAGUGAGCCACUGUGUCCUGGAUUGUCUGGGAGCUCAGUGUCAGUCUGCAGGAAUGCAGGAAGUAGAACAGGAUCGCCACAGGACUAUUCUGGGGCCAGCUUCCCUUAACUCUGUAGCCUGGCGGUCUGACCCAAAGGUGCCCUCACCUGAAGGUUCUGGCUCUUCCCUCCCUCAUUUUUACUUUCCCCUCCCCCAUAAAUUGGGGGAUAAAAUGGCUAACAAUCCUACUUUCCAGGGUGAACGUGAAACCAGAGGAUUUCUUACCUUUCUCUGUAAAUCUAUAAAGGAAAAUGACAAGUGAAAAAAAAUAAAUGUGUACUACACUUUGAAAUAUUUUAACUAAAGCCUUUAUUCUAUA
This is a messenger RNA of Propithecus coquereli (Coquerel's sifaka), 3182 nucleotides long. RefSeq names its product golgi reassembly stacking protein 1, 65kDa (gene GORASP1). Gene Ontology annotation, cellular component: Golgi apparatus. NCBI's taxonomy places the organism in Eukaryota, Metazoa, Chordata, Mammalia, Primates, Indriidae. The transcript is spliced from 9 exons. Bases 37 to 1344 code for a protein of 435 amino acids. Gene Ontology annotation, biological process: Golgi organization. Gene Ontology annotation, molecular function: protein binding. The record is from RefSeq and is a predicted model, not a curated record.